AUGAAUUCCUACCAAGAGUUAAUAUGCGGCGGGGACAGCAAUGCACAGCACGCUGGGGUUUACUUUCCAGCGGAGGCCAGACUCUCACACUUAAACCAAAGAACAAGUUCAAAAUUUAGCUGUGGUAACGAAGAAGGGCGCUAUGUGGUUGGCACGGAGUUUCCUCUGCAGCACCGCGUCUCAUCACUGACCAAUCCCACGCCCACCCAACUUCAGCACUAUGGGUUUGCGAGCACAAGUGACGCUUUCCACGCGGGGAGCCUCCACGUUGCCUUCGGGGCCGGGACGGCGGCCGCAUCCACUUACAGGCAAAAUCAGGGGUGCCCUUCCUCAGCGCCCUGCUCUCACCUGCCUCACCCCUCAGCUUCCUACCCCCAUAUCGAGGAUCUGAAUUUCAGCACUCCCGGAUUUCCACCCCCGAAGGAGAGUCCCGUUAACUUCUCUGUACUGCACUCUGGAUUGGGGUCAAUUAAGACGCACUCUGAGCUUUGCUCCCAGGAGAUAACAAAGAUUCACCUGACAGUCACGGACGGUCACGGUCAUCUGGACGACGCCAGCCCGCAACCUGACAGCAGUUACACCAGCAAAACUUUUCAGUGGAUGAAAGUUAAACGAAACCAACACAGGAUAGGUGAGUUACAAACGAAGCAGUUCCCAGAGGUCAAUGCUGCGAGGUACUUUGGAACCGGCCCCAGCGCAGACGGCGGGAAGGAUAUUCGCAAAAAUGUCGCGCAGAACGGGCAUGUGGUCAACGGCACCCCGAGGACCAGCUUUACCACCAAACAGCUGACGGAGCUGGAGAAAGAGUUCCACUUCAACAAGUACCUGACGCGAGCCAGGCGGGUGGAGAUCGCCAGUGCCAUGCAGCUCAACGAGACCCAGGUGAAGAUCUGGUUCCAGAACAGACGCAUGAAGCAGAAGAGGAGGGAAAGGGAGGGCCUGGUGCUUGGACCCCCGCCGUCCUCCAGCAGCAGCCCUGAAGAUUCGCCGUCCGACCAAGGCUCCUCACCCGCCCCCUCCCCCCCACCGCACCAGCUCUUACCUCCAGACAUAUUAACUGGCAGCCCGCCACCUUCAAUACAGACUGAGGCCUGUUGCAAUGCCUCUGAUGCUAUCACCCCAUUAUGA
Messenger RNA from Megalops cyprinoides (Indo-Pacific tarpon), 1128 nucleotides. RefSeq names its product homeobox protein Hox-C1a-like. Gene Ontology annotation, cellular component: nucleus. The record is from RefSeq and is a predicted model, not a curated record. The transcript has 2 exons. Gene Ontology annotation, molecular function: RNA polymerase II cis-regulatory region sequence-specific DNA binding; DNA-binding transcription factor activity, RNA polymerase II-specific. NCBI's taxonomy places the organism in Eukaryota, Metazoa, Chordata, Actinopteri, Elopiformes, Megalopidae. Gene Ontology annotation, biological process: regulation of transcription by RNA polymerase II. Bases 1 to 1128 code for a protein of 375 amino acids.